Messenger RNA from Didymodactylos carnosus, 592 nucleotides. Lineage: Eukaryota; Metazoa; Rotifera; Eurotatoria; Philodinida; Philodinidae. The record is from the annotation of a GenBank genome assembly.
AUUGUUUUCUGAUGAAAAAUACUUCGAUCUGGACGGUAUAUACAAUCGGCAAAAUGGUAGAAUCUGGGCAGUAGAUCGUGAUGAAGCUGAUGCUAACGGUGGAAUCAAGCAAAAACAAAAGUUUCAAGCAAAAGUCAUGGUGUGGUUAGGUGCUUGUUCGAAGGGAAUUACACCAGUGGUAAUUUUUGAAAAUGGCACCAUGAAUCAACAACGUUACAUUGAUAAAGUGCUUCCAGUUGCUAAAAAAUACGGUGAUAAACAAUUUGGAGAUGAUUGGAUAUACCAGCAGGAUGGAGCCAAGCCAUACACGGACAAACUUUCAAUGGAAUGGUGUUACGAUAACAUUCCUGCAAUAAUCGACAAACAACGUUGGCCACCAAAUAGUCCUGAACUCAAUCCCUUGGACUAUAGUGUAUGGACUGAAUUUGUACAACAAAUUAAUUGGAAUGUUGUACGAUCGAAACAAACUUUAAUUGAAGAACUGAAACGAUCUGUGAAAAAAAUUAGAACAGAAACAGUUUUAAAAAGUUGGAAAAGUUGGACCAAUCGAUUGCAUCGUUUAAAAAGAAUUAACGGAAACUAUUUUCAUUAA